Messenger RNA from Psilocybe cubensis, 1329 nucleotides. RefSeq lists its product as uncharacterized. Gene Ontology annotation, biological process: secondary metabolite biosynthetic process. The transcript has 9 exons. Gene Ontology annotation, molecular function: FAD binding. The record is from RefSeq and is a predicted model, not a curated record. Bases 1 to 1329 code for a protein of 442 amino acids. Lineage: Eukaryota; Fungi; Basidiomycota; Agaricomycetes; Agaricales; Agrocybaceae.
AUGGCUUCUGACGAUGUUCGUAAACCUAGUCUUCGCAUUGCAAUCUGUGGAGGUGGUAUAGGAGGAUUAUGCUUGGCUGUUUGUCUAUCCAAGUUCGCCCAUCUUGAAGUAAAGUUGUACGAAGCUGCUGGUCAAUUCAAAGAAAUUGGGGCAGGUGUUAUGAUAUGGGCCAGAACCUGGCGUAUCCUCCAAUCCAUGGGUUUGGACAGAGAGUUCUCCAAGAUCGCACAUUCCCCUCCAACUGGGGCACAAGGAGUUGGCUUCAAUUACAGACGGUCCGAUCAACCACAUGAAGGCUUUCGCUUCAAAUUGGUAGAGAUGCCUUGUGAGUAUUUACCUCAUUCUUGCAUUCGCUUCCACAGGGCCCAGUUCUUGGAUAUAUUCGUGGAUCACUUGCCCUCUGGAGUUGCUCAUUUCGGUAAAAGGCUGAUAUCUUAUUCUAAGGACAUGAAUGGACCACAGACGACGCUACUCUUCGAAGAUGGUACAUUUGCAACUUGUGAUGUCCUUGUUGGAGCAGACGGAAUCAAAUCUACCAUACGGUCGCAAAUGUUCCGCGAAGCCGCAGAGGCUAGUCAAGAUGCAAAUCUUUUUCGAUUUACUUCUCCAGUUUGGACAGGCACAAUUGCAUACAGGGGGCUCAUCCGUGCUCAAGACAUACCAUUGACAAAAGAUGGAUUACCACAUCGGACAAUCAAAGACCCUAUGAUGUACUGUGGCAAAAGCAAGCACGUUGUUAGCUAUUCUAUAUCUCAAGGUGAUAUUAUUAAUGUCGUCACAUUUGCUUCGAAUCCCAAAAGACACGGAGAUCUCUAUGAAGGAGACUGGGUUACCACUUGUUCACAGGACGAGCUUCUAGGUUGUUAUUCUGGGUGGGAACCUGAGGUCGAACAGUUGCUGAAGUGCAUCAGGAAUCCUACUCGUUGGGCAAUACAUCAUAUUUUGCCUUUACCCUUCUAUUACAAGGACAAUGUGGUUCUGAUGGGCGACGCGGCUCAUGCCAUGUCGCCUCAUCAAGGCGCUGGGGCCGGUCAGGCAAUUGAAGAUGCAUACAUUCUUUCUAAUCUUCUGGCUACAGCGACCCGGAAAUCAUUACCAAAAGUUUUGAACGCAUACGAAGCUGUUCGGCUACCGGCUGCGAACCACGUUUUAUUGGGUUCCUAUGAGUCAGGAAUGAUGUAUGAAUUCAACAGCAAAUAUGGCGAAAACUAUGAGAUUUUGGGACCAGCUAUACAACGUCAAUGGGAUUGGAUUGAUAGGCCAUCCUUGGAGGAAAGCUUGGAAGCUGCUAUAAGAUUGAGUAAAGGAAUACCUGAUUCUCGGCUCUAA